AGAAAGUAAACAAAUUUUAGCUCGUUAAUAUGAAAUACCUAGAUUGAUUUUUAAUAUUCCUUCAACGUUUACUUAUUAAAAUAAUCCGUCCUUUAAAUUGAAAAAAAAGAAAAAUGAACCACGAUAAUCAUCACGAUAAAGAGACCAUAAAGAAAUUUAAUUUUGUGUCAAAAGAUCGCAAGGAAUCUUACGAGAUUUUGAUCGCUGAACUUAUGGUUGGUGCUUACAGCUUCUAUACAUGGCCAGCAGCAAAGAUUCUUGCACAAUUUAUUUUCUACAUGAGACAAUGCUUAGUGGGGAAAAAUAUUCUCGAAAUUGGCGCCGGCACAAGUUUACCUGGAAUUCUAGCUGCAAAAAUAGGAUCAAAUGUAACACUCAGUGACUCGGCAUUGUUACCAAAAUCAUUAGCUCAUAUCGACAGAAUUUGUAACUUGAAUAAACUAAAGCCGGGUAAAGAUGUGCAAGUUGUUGGACUCACUUGGGGAAUGUUGGGAAAUGAUUUUUAUGAUCUUGGAAAUGAUCUCGACCUCAUCAUUGGAUCAGAUUGUUUAUAUGACAUUGGAAUAUUCGAAGAAGUUAUAUCAAGUGUCGCAUUCUUACUCGAACACAAUCUAAAAGCAACUUUCAUCUGUUCAUAUCAAUCGAGAAGCUCUGACUGGUCGAUUGAGAAUCUUUUGAAGAAAUGGAAUUUAGCAUGUCGUAAUAUUGAUCUGGAAUCAAUCGGAAAAGAAACUGGUGUUGAUAUGAAAGAUUUAAUGGGUGGUCAUGUUAUUUAUCUUUUAGAAUUUUACAGAAAACAUUGACAAGCAUUAA
This is a messenger RNA of Clunio marinus, 813 nucleotides long. The record is from the annotation of a GenBank genome assembly. NCBI's taxonomy places the organism in Eukaryota, Metazoa, Arthropoda, Insecta, Diptera, Chironomidae.